Hypomesus transpacificus is the source of this 1084-nucleotide messenger RNA. Its product is annotated as 40S ribosomal protein SA-like. The coding region runs from base 92 to 1030 and encodes 312 amino acids. NCBI's taxonomy places the organism in Eukaryota, Metazoa, Chordata, Actinopteri, Osmeriformes, Osmeridae. Gene Ontology annotation, molecular function: laminin receptor activity; structural constituent of ribosome. Gene Ontology annotation, biological process: cytoplasmic translation; ribosomal small subunit assembly. The transcript has 8 exons. Gene Ontology annotation, cellular component: cytosolic small ribosomal subunit; 90S preribosome; ribosome. The record is from RefSeq and is a predicted model, not a curated record.
UCACAUCCUCCCAGCGUCCUCUUUUUUAUCGUGUGGUCUGAAUUCCACACGGUGUUGUCUCGUGCUAUAAGAACACGGAGAGAGAUCGAAGAUGUCGGGGGGCCUGGAUGUGCUGCAGCUGAAGGAGGAGGACGUGCUGAAGUUCCUCGCGGCGGGGACGCAUCUGGGAGGCACCAAUGUCGACUUCCAGAUGGAGCACUACGUGUACAAGCGCAAGAGCGACGGUGUGCAUAUCAUCAACCUGAAAAAGACCUGGGAGAAGCUGCUGCUGGCGGCCAGGGCCAUUGUAGCCAUCGAGAACCCUGCAGACGUCUGUGUCAUCUCCUCCAGGAACACAGGACAGAGGGCAGUGCUGAAGUUUGCCUCGGCGUCCGGUGCCACCACCUUCCACGGCCGCUUCACGCCCGGCACCUUCACCAAUCAGAUCCAGGCAGCCUUCCGCGAGCCCCGCCUCCUGAUUGUGACGGACCCGCGCGCUGACCACCAGCCGCUGACGGAGGCCUCCUACGUCAACAUCCCCACCAUUGCCAUGUGCAACACUGACUCUCCGCUCAGAUACGUGGACAUCGCCAUCCCCUGCAACAACAAGGGCCACCACUCUGUGGGUCUGAUGUGGUGGAUGCUGGCCCGGGAGGUGCUGAGGAUGAGGGGCACCAUCUCAAGGGAACACCCCUGGGAGGUCAUGCCUGACCUGUACUUCUACAGAGACCCUGAGGAGAUUGAGAAGGAGGAGCAGGCUGCAGCAGAGAAGGCCGUUGGGAAGGAGGAGUUCCAGGGAGAGUGGACCGCCCCUGCGGCCGAGUUCACCCAACCAGAGGUGGCCGACUGGUCUGAGGGCGUGGCCGUGCCCUCUGUGCCCAUCCAGCAGUUCCCAGCAGUUUCUGCUGCUGCUGCUGCUGCCAAACCUGCUGCUGGAGCCACAGAAGGAUUCUCUGAGGACUGGAGCGCCCAGCCGGCUACUGAGGACUGGUCCGCUGCCCCGACUGCCCAGGCCUCAGAGUGGGGCGGGGCCACUGCGGAGUGGUCUUAGAGGGAGUGGAGUUUCUGUCCCUCUGCAGACAAAUAAAGACUGUUUUUUACAGAA